Messenger RNA from Pseudoliparis swirei, 4672 nucleotides. RefSeq names its product anoctamin 11 (gene ano11). The coding region runs from base 98 to 2851 and encodes 917 amino acids. Gene Ontology annotation, biological process: chloride transmembrane transport. Gene Ontology annotation, molecular function: chloride channel activity; protein dimerization activity. The transcript is spliced from 24 exons. Gene Ontology annotation, cellular component: plasma membrane. Lineage: Eukaryota; Metazoa; Chordata; Actinopteri; Perciformes; Liparidae. The record is from RefSeq and is a predicted model, not a curated record.
GGAGAGGACGAGGGAGGCACGGAUCGCUGCCAUUCCAGACUUUGGCGGCAGCCUCAUCUUCACCCCAGUGGAGCCCCUUCUCGUCAUCUGCCUCAUCAUGUUGAGGAAGGGAGACCGAGAGGUCCUCCUGAAUCUGGACGACGAGGGUGAAGCACAAACCACGGGCGGCUACGGGAGUCUGCAGGACGGGAGCUUCAUCCCGGCCAGAUGUGUGAGCUUUGCGGGCGCCGCCGUUGACGAUGUGGGCGACGAGGAUCCCACGUACAGUCGCCGGAGCGCGAGAAGCGACCAGCCGGGUCCACAGCUGACAGGGAAUUACUUCAGGGAUGGACGAACCAAAAUCGACUUUGUGCUGGUGUGGGUGGUGCGCUCGCGGAAGAAGCGGCGCGGAAAGGGGAAGAGCCGGGCGACCGCCGAAGAGGAGGAGGGGGGGGAAGCAGUGGAGGAGAAGAGCAGCAGGUCUGAGCGAAGGAAGGCGCAGCUCGCCCAGUGGAGGGAGAAGUUUGUUCAGAAUCUGGAGAGCGCCGGACUGCUCAUGGAAAAGGAGGAAACGGCCAACGAAAAGAAAACCAUCCACUUUCUGAAACUUAGCGCUCCGUGGAAUGUGAUGCUGUUUUACGCCGAGGAACUCUGCCUGAGAGCUCCGUUGCAGGCACAGCCAAACCUGGACUUAAACACAUCGGCUCAGGUUCUGAAGAGGCUAUGCGUGCCCAACGUGAUGAGGGAGUCGGUGCCAAACAGGCCGCUGGACUAUUACACCUGUGUCUUUCGCAAGUCCAAGAUGAACAGGUUCCUCGGCUGCGACAACCACGAGUCCUACUUCACCAACACACAGAGGCACCGUGUUGUGCAUGAGAUUCUUGCCAGGACGGUGUACGGCAAAAGGAAGAGGGCCGAGGUCGGCGUGGACAGACUGGUGAACGAAGGGGUGUACGCGGCGGCGUUCCCGCUGCACGAGGGCCCCUUCAAGCUCCCGAAGAACGACAUCCGCCCCGAUGAGCUGAACCAGAGGCAGGUUCUCCACCACUACUGGGCCCGCUGGUGUAAAUGGUACAAGUACCAACCGCUGGACCACAUCAGGGAGUACUACGGAGAGAAGAUUGCACUCUACUUUGCCUGGCUGGGUUUCUACACCGCCUGGCUGCUGCCGGCGGCUGUGGUUGGAACCCUGGUCUUUGUGUCUGGAGUCAUGUCCAUGGGGAGCAACACACCAGCUAAGGACAUCUGUGACAGCGGGGACAGCUAUCUGAUGUGUCCUCUCUGUAAUACAUGCGAGGCCUGGAACAUGUCGGAUAUCUGCACCAUGGCCAAGUUGGGCUACUUAUUCGACCACCCGGGUACAGUCCUCUUCAGUGUGUUCAUGUCCUUCUGGGCCGUGACCUUCCUGGAGUACUGGAAGCGAAAGAUGGCCACGCUGGCCCACCACUGGGACUGCAUGGACUUCCAUGAAGAAGAGGAGCGUCCUCGUCCAGAGUUCGCAGCCACGGCACCAAUGAUGGAGCCAAACCCAGUGACCGGCGUGAAAGAGCCCUACUUUUCAGAGAAGACCCGGUUGUCCCGGAUGGUCACUGGCUCCAUGGUCAUCAUUAUGAUGCUGUGUGUGGUGAUGAUUUUCCUGGUGACGGUGGUCAUGUGCCGAGGUAUCAUCAGCAUGAUGAUGUUCCACACCGGGAGCCCCGUCCUGCGUACAGAGGCCGGGACGAUAGCCAACAUCUCCAGCAGCAUUGUGAGUCUGGGCCUGAUCCUGCUGAUGGGCCGGGUCUACACUGCAUUAGCCGAGCAGCUCACGAAAUGGGAGAUGCACAGAACACAAACCCAAUACGACAACGCCUUCAUCUUCAAGGUGUUCAUCUUCCAGUUUGUCAACUUCUACUCGUCCCCCUUCUACGUGGCUUUCUUUAAAGGAAGGUUCGUGGGUUACCCUAGCAACUACGGGACCUUGUUUGGGAUGAGAAAUGAAGAUUGUGGUCCCGGCGGUUGCCUCAUUGAACUGGCUGAGCAACUCUUCAUAAUCAUGGUGGGAAAGCAACUCAUCAACAACAUUCAGGAGUUCAUUAUCCCGAAAGUGAAGGCCUGGCACCAGAAGAGGUCUUUGGCCAAGGUGCUGGGGGACAAAACAUCCCAUGAGCCUCGGCGCUGGGAGGAAGACUACCAGCUGGUGGAGUGUGAAGGCCUGUUCGAGGAGUACCUGGAAAUGGUGCUCCAGUUUGGGUUCAUCACCAUCUUCGUGGCGGCGUUCCCCCUGGCGCCGCUCUUCGCCCUCCUCAACAACUGGGUGGAGAUCCGCCUGGACGCGCACAAGUUCGCGUGCGAGUACCGCCGGCCGGUGGCCGAGCGCGCCCAGAACAUCGGCGUCUGGUUCAACAUCCUGGAAGCCCUGUCGCACCUGUCCGUCAUCGCCAACGCGUUCCUCAUCGCCUUCACCUCGGACUUUUUGCCCCGUCUGCUCUACCAGUACAAGUUUGGUAAUGAUCUCAAUGGAUACGUCAACUUCACCUUAGCUUACGCCCCCGAGAAGUACACUCACAACCCCAAGUGCAGGUAUAAAGCGUUCAGAGACAACGAUGGAAACUACUCGCUGUUCUUCUGGGAGCUUCUUGCUGUCAGACUUGGGUUCAUCCUUGCUUUCGAGCACGUGGUGUUCUUCGUGCUGCAAGUCAUCGACUGGGUCGUGCCGGAUGUCCCCGGGUCCCUGGAGCUGAAGAUCAAGAGGGAGCGCUACCUGGCCAAGCAGGCGCUGGCCGAACACCAGGAGGCUCUGUUGGUGAGUCGAGGCCGAGGGGCCGCCGGCCCUGCCACUCGGGGCUCAUCCAGCCCAGCAAGCGACGCGUCCUCUGGAAACGUGAGUUAGGACAAAAAAACGACAUCGGAGGAAUAAACGGGGAAAAAAGAGCCGCUCCCUCACAUCUGGGAUAACGCGGGUGAACUUUGACCCUGACUGGAAUACGGCCUCCGCGCUGAGGAUUUUGUUUUCAUUUCAUUCGCCGCUGUGCGCAGGCUUUAAGUUAAGCGAGGUGUGUUAACGGAGGCCGAAGCCCCGCUCCUCUUCAUCCGGAGAACGAGCAACACCUCGGUGUUACGUUCAGGAGAAACGCAUCUUCCACAUGUUCCAAAAAUCGCUGCUUGAUCUUGAAAAAGGAUCCACAUCUUUCUCAUCCAUACUCGGUGCUGACCCGAUAGUGACCCCCCCCCCGCCUGAGCCCGAGCGGACCUGAAGGAAACUGAGAAACAAAAAAAAUGCCCCAAAAAUGUAAUUUACACGCUUUGCUGAUGCACUCCACCCCCCAAUUUGCUUUAUACCUGCAUCAAUCUCUGUUUAUUUUAUUGUUUGGUCUUUGCAGGAAUGUAAAAGUAAUUCCUUUUUUUUCAAAUAUGUGCUUUAAUGAAUAGUGAAAUUAAUGUGCUCGUUUCGGGGGGGAACUCAAUAGCGUCCGUGGCCAAAAUGCAACCCUCUCAAAGUGUCAUAAUAUGUUAGUGAAGCCAUUGAAGUCUUUAUGUUUCUCGUGGCUGAUACAUUUGCAGCAUGAAUUAUUAAUGCCAUGAGACUUUAACACGCUGACCUCAUACCUGCAUCAGACCCAACCUGAGUAUCACUACGACUACACUGAUGCUUUAUGGUUUUAUUGACAUUAAAAGAGGGAGUUAAAUCCCCCUGAAAAGGUUUGAUUUUGCUGACCUCCAGUGGUUAAAGUUCUCACCUUGAAGCAGUUACUACAGGUGUAUGACAAGGACCCUGUGACAUCACAGGUGGGUGUGGUUACAGGUGUAGCACCCACCCACUGAUUGGUCAGAGGGGAAACACGACUGUUACUCUUUAAAGGGGCACUUCCAUAAAGUCGGUGGGACAACGGAGCAAAGGCCCGAGAUGUAUCCUCGCUCGCUGCUAUUUCUUCCAUCAUGCAUUGUCUUUUUGUCGGGUUGUGUAGUUGGAGGAGUUAUUUUUGAAGGAAGUAAAAGUCUGCUUAACGUUCAAACUCUCCUAAGACAUCAGAAUCCUGACCCACGAUCCACGGGUCGGGCACGUUGUAGCAGAACAUUUAACAGGUGAGGGGUCAGAGGUCAGGGGGUUAGAUGAAUCAAGUAAUUAUAAUGCAAACAGUGUGUGCAAUAGUCCACCUCUUCCCCUCUCUCUGUCACUCUCACUCUCGAACACACACACACACACACACACAGAAAGCAACGCUCAGUACUUGUCUCUUUCAACGUCCCGGCCCUGACAAUUGUGCUACUAUAUAAUGCAUGAAGUUGUUGGUUGAGUAACGCCUACUUUUGCGAGUUGGCGGUUGCAAAGCGUCUCUCACAACAAGUCGGGUGGCUGCGCGAAAUAAUGAAACCGCCCGAGGCGCAAAUUAAUUUCGAAAAAACAUCCAAUCGCUGAUUGAAAUUCUUCCACUGAUAACAUCUCCAGCUUCAAUGAAUUCCCUCCGAGGCCCGUUGACUAUGACUCAGGGUUAUAGAGAGUCAUCCACCAUAACGUGUGAGUAUCCUCACACUGUUGUGUUUCUAUGUUGAGGAUAUUAUUCCAACACAUAUGUGCAGCUCCCCCUCUCUUUCCCCCCAAAACACUCGGAGCCUUCAAAUCCCCCGACAUAACCCCGAUGACAUCAUGAGGUUUUCUUUCUUCUUCUUCUCAGACUUUACAAAGUGCUCCAACAAGUGCAAACAGUUGACA